Messenger RNA from Aspergillus oryzae RIB40, 336 nucleotides. RefSeq names its product lipocalin-like domain-containing protein. The coding region runs from base 1 to 336 and encodes 111 amino acids. Lineage: Eukaryota; Fungi; Ascomycota; Eurotiomycetes; Eurotiales; Aspergillaceae. The transcript is spliced from 2 exons. The record is from RefSeq and is a predicted model, not a curated record.
AUGUCGGCUCAAGUUAUGCGACCCGGAACUCCGCAGCACGAGGGACAAGAGUUUCUGUCGGGAACGGAUGAAGAACUUGCAGUGGCAAUGAGACAUUACUUGGCUUACUCGGGUCGAUUUACGGUACCGGACAUGGCUUCGACGGAGAACAGCACCAGACGAGUGAUACAUGAAGUGGAGAUGUCUUCUUAUCCCAACUGGAUAGGUACCACUCAAGAGCGGGUCGUGCACAUCAAGGGGGAUAUCCUUGAGUUAUCUACAGUUCACCCUCUUGUCAUUAGUGGUAUUGAACAGCGAAGCUUUUUGACAUGGAGGAAAUUACCGCGGCUGACAUGA